AGUUCUGCCUUUCUUCUUGGAGCCUCUAAGGGGAUACACACCAGAAAAGGCCCACAUUACCCCAACAGGGACAUCCAUUCCUUCUACCCACCUCACUUCAGGUAGAGUCACAGAAAUCACUCAAGGACAUAUUUUAAAAGAGAACAUACUCUACAUACUCCCAAGAUGACUGAACAGGAAGACACUUUCUCAGCUGUGAGAUUCCAUAAGUCUUCAGGGUUGCAGAACGAGAUGAGGCUCAAGGAGACACGGAAGCCUGAAAAAGCUCGCCUCAGAGUGUGUUCAGUUCCCUGGCAGCUCAUUGUGAUAGCUCUCGGGAUCCUCAUUUCCCUUCGACUGGUAACUGUUGCAGUGCUUAUGACAAACAUUUUUCAGUAUGGUCAACAAAAACAUGAACUGAAGGAAUUUCUAAAACACCACAAUAACUGCAGCAUCAUGCAAAGUGACAUCAACUUGAAGGAUGAACUGCUGAAAAAUAAGUCUAUAGAGUGUAAUCUUCUGGAAUCCCUCAACAGGGAUCAAAACAUACUGUGUGAUAAAACCAGGACUGUUUUAGAUUACUUACAGCACACAGGCAGAGGUGUUAAAGUAUACUGGUUCUGUUAUGGUAUGAAAUGUUAUUAUUUCGUCAUGGACAGAAAACCAUGGAGUAGAUGUAAACAGAGCUGCCAGAAUUCCAGCUUAACCCUUCUGAAGAUAGAUGAUGAGGAUGAACUGAAGUUCCUUCAGCUCGUGGUUCCUUCAGACAGUUGCUGGAUUGGAUUGUCAUAUGAUAAUAAGAAAAAAGAUUGGGCAUGGAUUGACAAUCGCCCAUCUAAACUUGCCUUGAACACAACGAAAUACAAUAUAAGAGAUGGAGGAUGUAUGUUCUUAUCUAAAACUAGACUAGACAAUAAUUACUGUGAUCAAUCAUUCAUCUGUAUUUGUGGGAAGAGAUUGGACAAAUUCCCUCAUUGACUCUCCAGUGAGUGUUAAAAGUAAAAAAAAAAAAAAAUGAAAAUUUCUGACUCUCAUUUGUUUCCUGUAAUAAUUCAUGACUCCUUAGAAACAAGUGCUUGACCAUUGGACAUAGUCUGCAGUGCAAAGAGAGAGACAAUCUGGAAGAUUUUGGGAAUGUUCUCUGAAACAUGACAUGAAAGAGCAGAGGAUAUCUUCCUUCCCUGUGGAGACUGGACAGAUCUUCUCUGGUCCCGCAAAACUUGAAUGAAUCUGAUUUAUUUGUUUGCAUAAACUCCAAUAGAAUUAAAUAAAGGAUCUUAAUAACCA
Molecule: messenger RNA, 1266 nt
Organism: Mus musculus (house mouse)
Lineage: Eukaryota; Metazoa; Chordata; Mammalia; Rodentia; Muridae
Gene: Klra4
Product: killer cell lectin-like receptor, subfamily A, member 4
Exons: 7
Coding region: 166-957 (263 amino acids)
Cellular component (GO): plasma membrane
Source: RefSeq, marked validated